AUCUCAAUCUCAUUUUCUUCAUCAUAAUACACUCACCACUACAAACAUUUUUAUAAUAUAAAGUUUUUAUAAAUGUCACACUAUUCUUCCUUUUCUACUUAGCUUUUACUACUUGACUUUAUUUUGUUUUGUUCUCAUUCCAUUCCAUUCUCCUAUCUCUCUCUCUCUCUGCACUUUAUUUUGGGCAAGUCAUCAAUCUUUCAAUUUUCUUGGCAUGAUAUGAUAUAUUCUGCUUUACAAUUAGUCUCUCUCUCUCUCUCUCUCUCUCUCUCUCUCUCUCUCUCUCUCUCUCUCUCUCUCUCUCUCUCUCUCUCUCUCUCUCUCCUGAGUUCAAUUCUCUGAGGAGGGGGUAGUUAUUGUCAUAAUUGUGUUAACUUAACUGAUCUUUUCUUGUGAAAACCAUUCAAUUCAAUGUUGCUAUUGAAAAACUCUUCAAACUUCAUUCUCUUAGGAAAAGUUUAUUUUUUUCUUCUUCCAAUUAAUGCUUUUCAAUUACACUAAUUAGAUGAGAAAAUUGGGUAGAAGGGUUGGUAAUGAAAUUCACACUCAUACAUAAUUUACCAUAAAAAAACGGUUUUUAUAUUUUUAAUUUUGAUUUCCUGAAUUGGGUUUGUAGCUGAUUAGGAUCUGCUACUGCUACUUCAGUGCUUUUCACUGUUUUGUCUUCUAGCUUCUGGAAUUUUCCAUGGAGAUAGAUAACAGUGAGAUGAAGUCAAAGAAGAUGGAAGAGUAUGAAGUUAUAGAACAAAUUGGUAGAGGAGCAUUUGGUUCUGCUUUUCUUGUUCUUCAUAAGUCUGAGAAAAAGAGGUAUGUGCUGAAAAAGAUUCGUUUGGCUAAGCAGACAGAGAAGUUCAAAAGAACAGCACACCAAGAGAUGAAUCUGAUUGCAAAACUGAAUAAUCCAUAUAUUGUGGAUUACAAAGAUGCUUGGGUGGAGAAGGAGGACCAUGUAUACAUUAUAACUGGCUAUUGUGAAGGCGGUGACAUGGCUGAGAGCAUUAAGAAAGCUCGAGGAUCAUUUUUUCCUGAGGAGAAGGUCUGCAAAUGGCUAACUCAAUUGUUGAUAGCUGUAGAUUACUUGCACUCUAACCGUGUAAUCCACAGGGAUCUUAAGUGUUCCAACAUAUUCCUCACCAAGGACAACAGUAUUCGGCUCGGUGACUUUGGUCUUGCAAAGCGACUUAAUGGAGAAGACCUUGCUUCCUCGGUCGUUGGAACUCCAAAUUACAUGUGUCCCGAGCUCCUCGCGGACAUACCAUAUGGUUAUAAAUCUGAUAUAUGGUCUCUCGGUUGCUGCAUGUUUGAGAUUGCUGCACAUCAAUCAGCAUUUCGUGCUCCGGACAUGGCUGGUCUUAUCAAUAAAAUAAACAGAUCCUCCAUUUCUCCCCUUCCAAUUGUUUAUUCUCCCACACUGAAACAAAUUAUCAAGAGCAUGCUGAGGAAAAAUCCAGAACAUAGGCCAACCGCUGCCGAAUUGUUAAGACAUCCACAUUUACAACCUUAUGUUAUUCGCUGUCAGAACGCAUCAUCUAAUGUUCUUCCAAUAUAUCCCUUAGUUAACUCAAAGGAUAAAACAAAAAGAUCUCCCAAAUCUAGUAGCAGAGAAAUGGGAUUUGUAAAUCGUUUGGAACGGGUUCAUCCUAUUGAGGGAAAUGGUGAUGUACAGACAAGAAAUCUUCGUAACAAUGGUGAGGUAACAAUCUCAACAAGCACUCAAUACAACCUUGAGAACAAGAUGGAUGCUCUUACAAGAUACACAGUCGAAUCUUCUACUAGUAUUAGCGACUCAAAAGAUGGUUCAACAACAUCUGAAUCAACUACUUGUAGUGUGUGCAAGGAGGACUAUAAAAUUAGACCACCAAGGGAAAUGGCUAACAAUGGAAUCACCUUGAAGAGCAUACACGAUUCUCUGCAUGAAGAAGAACAAAGAUUUGCUGCAGCGACCACCGAAGUUGAAGAUACCUUCUCGAGGGAAGGUUUUGGUAAUGCCGAAGCGCAUAGGGAACAUGCCAAACUUGAUGACCUCAGGAAAUCGACUACUUCCAGUGCAGGCAGUAGCAGCACUGACAAAAGCAAUUCAAUUAACGAGGAAAGUUCAUCGCUAAUAAUGCAUCCUCUCAGGGUUGAACAUGACAGUACUGAGUCCGGAGACUACUCGAAGAAAAAUGAAAACCGUGAUUCCUUUACAGAAGAAGGCUUGCAUAUAAACGGCUUGUCGUUAGAGAGUAUUGAUAAUCAUAAUACCAAUACACUUGGAGUUCAGGAUGAUAGUAUAGCAAAACAACGCAUUAUUUGCUCCACACAGAAAGAUGAUAAUGUAACACCAAACGGAAUUUCAUUGAGUGUAGUUACUGCAACAGAUGGUGACAGUGACGAAACAAUCAAGGAUGCAUUGGAUAGUCCAUGCCAGAAAAGAGCCGAUGCAUUGGAAUCUCUGCUUGAGUUAUGUGCUCAAUUACUCAAACAAGAUAAACUUGAAGAGCUCGCUGGCGUGUUAAGACCAUUUGGAAAAGAAGCUGUAUCAUCAAGAGAAACAGCAAUAUGGUUGACAAAAAGCCUCAUAUCUGCUCAAAAGUUUAACCCUGAAAACUAGUUUAAUUAUGAGAGGUUCUCCUUGUUAAUUUAUUUACAUUGUUGUAUGAAAUGUGUAUUUCAAAUGCCAUAUAAGUUUGUUCAUUUGAGUUUGUUGCUUGGUUGAUGAUUGCAGAAUGGGAAAUAGCAUGCCACAUAUUGUUUAUUGCUAAAUGGUUAUAUUAAAUUAUUUUUGUUAGGUUGGAUA
Molecule: messenger RNA, 2779 nt
Organism: Trifolium pratense (red clover)
Lineage: Eukaryota; Viridiplantae; Streptophyta; Magnoliopsida; Fabales; Fabaceae
Product: serine/threonine-protein kinase Nek6
Exons: 13
Coding region: 686-2593 (635 amino acids)
Biological process (GO): protein phosphorylation
Molecular function (GO): protein kinase activity; ATP binding
Source: RefSeq, a predicted model, not a curated record